Messenger RNA from Amphimedon queenslandica, 1920 nucleotides. RefSeq lists its product as uncharacterized. The transcript is spliced from 9 exons. Gene Ontology annotation, molecular function: acid phosphatase activity; protein binding; metal ion binding. NCBI's taxonomy places the organism in Eukaryota, Metazoa, Porifera, Demospongiae, Haplosclerida, Niphatidae. The record is from RefSeq and is a predicted model, not a curated record. The coding region runs from base 184 to 1920 and encodes 578 amino acids.
UAUUUCUACUAAUUAAAUGAUGAGCUAAAAAGCAAGAGCGGGAAAUUGCUGGGAAUGGCCCAUGGAGAACACCAUUGAAACUGGCCGGCCGUUAACUUAUGAUGUCAUCUCUACUCAAUUACUCAUGUCACAUGCUAUUCAUAUCAAUGCUACUCCCUAAGCUGUGCCUGUGUCUGACAAGAGAUGAUGCAGUUAAUAUUGCUUCUACAGCUAGAACUACUGCUUUUUGCUUUUAGUUCAGCUACAGUACACAACCUUGCUUGUGGUGACAUUGAUGGGUUUUAUUGUCCUAACACCACAAUAAAUUUCACCUGCUCAAUAUCCAGUGCAUCGCUCCAAUGGGAGAGUACAGCAUUUUCAGGUGAUAUUGAAUUCUUUGGCUCCCCAAUUGGUACUGUACGUAGCAAUGGUCUUUUUACUGCAAGAUUGAGUGAUAAGACUGGAAAUGCAAAGGCAGUGAGCGUGCUUUCGUUUCCUGCAAGUGUUCCACAGGUUAAUGGAUCUGUUGUUAUUUGUCGUGACCUACAAGACGGGUUUUGUGCUAGCUGUAAAAUCAAUAUAAUUUAUCCAAGUAUAUCCUUAACACAUUUGAACAUCAGUGCUGUCCAAGUUUCAGUAGAUAGCGUGAAUGUAAAGUGGCAACCCCACCACUCAUCUUACAGCUAUACUGUUACUAUUGUACCAUGUAAUGCAACCAACGCCUACUGCCAAAGGAAUAGUUCCCCCACAAUUUUUACAGGGCUAAUCCCCAAAAUCAAUUACACAUUUACGUUGAGAGCAUCCAGCUGUAUGGGUAGCAAGGAGAAAGCCAUUAACUUCAGUCUAAUCCAUUACAGACCAUUUAAACCCACAGAUGUUACAAUGUGCACUAUUUACUCCAAUGACAGCUACUACGUCAGCUUGCAAUGGACAUAUCCAGCAGCACAAGGUCCUUAUCACACUUUGCCACUGUAUUUCCUUGUGGAAACAAUUGAUGAUUUGAGAGAUGUUUUGUAUCAAAGCCAAGCCUCACCAGAGGAAGAUCACAUGUAUAUUUCAUCACUUGUUCCAGUACCUUUCAAUACGACUAUUCAUGUUAAUCUGCGGAGUGUUAACAUGGUUGGAAUGAGUGAGAACACAACUAUUUUUACAAAUGCUUCAAACAGAAUAUUUGUUGAGUUUCUUCACAUCGGUACUACAACUGCAUUUUUAAAAGUAAUAAUUAAAUGGCCGGAUUCAUGUAGCUCCAUAGUGACAGUUAUGCUGUCAUAUAAACAAAUGACUAAUGUCUCUAAUGCAAACACAGAAGCUUUUCACUAUCAUUUACUAACAGAUCAAUAUGGAAAGAUAGUGUUUAUAUCUGACCUACAGCCAGACACUUGUUACUAUUACAGUAUCAGUGUUUUUAAUGAUACUAAUCAAAUUGCUGAGCCAGUGGAAGGUGAAUUCAGGACACAGGCAAUCGAGGAUUACAGUGAAAUCGUUCAAACAACUUCCCAUAGGGAGAAACAAACCUCAACUCUCUUGACAAAUUCAUUUUUCUUGCCUCUUAUCUCUACCGAGGAUGCUACCAGUUAUAAGAGUUAUAUAAUGUCAUCUACAGCUAUUGUUGUUCUUAAUACUAGUAUGAGUAACAAUGAAGCAACAGAAACCAUCAAACCAUCAACCACAACAAAUCAUAAUGCGACUACUUGGGCUUUAUUAGGAAUAAGUCUAACAUCUUUGAUUUUUCCUUUAUUAGUUUUGAUUAUUAUUAGUGCCGUGAGUUGUGUGUGCUGUUUCAAGUUGAGAAGAGCCACAAGAUACAGAGUGGAAUGUCGCGAAGCACAGCGACGCUAUGAACUAUCUUCUACAAUAAGCAUACUAAACAUGGAAGAGAACAAUGCUUACGGGCAAAUAGAACUUGCCCAAAGAUGCCACAGUUAUUGUAACCAAAAUUAA